Messenger RNA from Haliotis rubra (blacklip abalone), 1971 nucleotides. RefSeq lists its product as uncharacterized. Bases 88 to 1131 code for a protein of 347 amino acids. NCBI's taxonomy places the organism in Eukaryota, Metazoa, Mollusca, Gastropoda, Lepetellida, Haliotidae. The record is from RefSeq and is a predicted model, not a curated record. The transcript has 3 exons.
GCACUAAGUUCGUUAUAAAAAAAUACACCGGUCGCUUCAAUCAGAGACUACACUGCAGUACAAUAACAUUGUAUUGUCGCUGCUUCAAUGCGAUGCAGCGAUGGUUUAUACUGGAGAUGUGAACCUUCUCGUUCUGGUUGGAUAUGCUGGAGAUGGAUGAAAAGACGGACAGUGUUGAUCCAGGCGGUCGUCACCUCGUGGACGUUUUUGGUAGUGGCGACAACAUUCAUCGUCUGCCUGGUGGGAUUCCAAGUCCUGGCGAUGUUCCGACGGACACCUGACGAUGUACGGCUCAGCAAGAUGGUAACAGGCUGGCAAGGCUUUGGAGAAAAGACAGGUGUGUACAACUUCACCGUGGUAACAGGGAUGAUUGAUAUAGGUAGAGGAUCAUGGUCGAAGCAGAGUCGCAGCUACAACAAUUACCUGCUACACAUGUCCCAGGUCUUGAGGCUGGAUGUCAAUAUGGUGAUCUACAUCGAGGAAAAGGGGCGGCCAUUUGUAGAAUGGAUGAGAAGAGGGCGAGAAGGGUCCACCACAAUUCUCCCAAUCCAGCUGCCCGAUCUUCCAUACUACAAGUAUAAGUCCAGAAUGAAGCAGAUUAUGGUCAGUGACGAGUUUCAGCGAGGGAAUGAGCUGCUAGUCCAGGGAGACCAUGUUGAGGCAACUAACCCUGACUAUGAUAUUGUACAACUGUCCAAAAUAGAUCUUGUGAAUGAAGCCAUGAGACUGAACCCUUUCAACAAUUCUUACUUCUUCUGGCUGGACGGUGGGUAUGGACAUGGCAAAGAAGGCAUCUUUCCUCGGGACAAUAUUUGGAAGCCCCACAGACUAACUCAAGUUCCCCAUAAGUUGACCUUCCUAGUCAGAGAUGACAUUGAACUCUGGUCCAAGGUCAAGGACCUUUAUAAGAAGAAUAUCAACAUCAUGGUAGGUGGAGUGUUCGGUGGCGGAGUGGAGGUGUUGUCUUUGUAUCACACUCUCCACUCCAGAUUGAUGAAGGAGUGGAUGGCCAGCAACAUCGUUGACGACGACCAGACAGCUAAUAUGCAGCUGUAUUUCAGAAACAGGUCCAUGUUCAACCUGAUAAGAGCAGACUGGUUUGAUAUCUUCAAGAUUACAGUGGCUGACUGACAUUUUAUGUGUUGUGUGGUUCAUUGAUGGUUUCUCGUCAGAAAAUCAGGCAAAAGAUUAUCCUAUAUUUCAUGGAAUAUACAGGGUCUAACCAACAAAUUGACCAAUAGUGACUCUUGGUCUUCAUGCUCAUCUUGUUACUGCUUGAAGAUGGGAACCAAGUCUGGACGGCUAAAAUACUGAAGCCCCAUAGUAAUCUCAAAACCCAUAGCACAGGAAAUGAUAAUCCUGUGCUGUACACCUUAGUCAUUUUUUUAUGACUCAUCCUAUACAAACAUAUUAAUUGUCAUACAUGUGUCCAUUCUAUACAUUUGUGCAUAUUGAGGGGCCCUGGGGUAGCCUAGUAGUUAAAGUGUUUGCUCAUCUUGCCAAAGACCCAUGUUCGAUUCCCAACAUUAGUAGGAUGUGUGAAGCCCAUUUCUGUUGUCCCUCACAGCAAUAUUGCUGGAAUAUUGUUAAAAGUGGAGUAAAACAAACUCACUCACUUAUGCAUAUUGACAGGCAUUUUGCAUAAUAGAACCUUCAUUCUGUCUUGACUGACAUUGAUGGUCUAAUUCCCGAUGUCCUUUUGUCAAAGUAUCAAAACAACACUAAAAUAUAACCCGUCCAUCCACUGUAUGUGCUGUGAGGACAUGUUUGUCCAAGUCACAUGAUCUCAAACUGUUCCCUCCCAGGGUGAAGGUGAUUCACAAAGGUAUGACUCCUCGUGAUACAGUCUACUUUGUCCAUUCAGUGCACAUAAUAUCAAUUUUAUUUUGUUGUUUUCUAGUUCAAGUAGAUAUACAUGUGUGAAUAAUGAUCUCUCUACACAUCAUUUUGUAUUAAAUUUACAUGUAUUCA